AGCCGCGAUGGAGGGUCCUCUGACUCUCCGCCAGGUAAUAAAUGAAGGGGACUCAAGCUUUGCCACCGAGUCAAAGGAAGAGUUAGAGGAAAAUCCUAGUCCCGUUGUGGAUGAGAAUAACGUAGUGUCAGCUAAAAAACAGGGGCCAAAUUUACAUAACUGGAGUGGUGACUGGAGCUUUUGGAUUUCGAGUUCCACCUAUAAAGACAGGAAUGAGGAAUACAAAAGACAGUUCACACAUCUACCUGACACAGAGAAGUUGAUAGCAGAUUAUGCUUGUGCUCUUCAGAGGGACAUUUUGCUUCAGGGACGACUCUACCUUUCAGAAAACUGGCUGUGUUUCUAUAGCAACAUCUUCAGAUGGGAAACUACAAUUUCUAUUGCUUUAAAGAAUAUAACCUUCAUGACCAAGGAGAAAACCGCUCGACUCAUCCCCAAUGCUAUCCAGAUUGUUACAGAGGGUGAAAAGUUUUUCUUUACAUCUUUUGGUGCCAGGGAUAGAAGUUACCUCAGUAUUUUUCGGUUGUGGCAGAAUGUACUAUUAGACAAGAGCUUGACCAGGCAGGAAUUCUGGCAGCUGCUCCAGCAGAACUACGGUACUGAGCUGGGCUUAAAUGCUGAAGAGAUGGAGAACUUGUCCCUGUCGAUGGACGAUAAUCUGCAGCCAAGAAUUCCAGGAAGAAGCAGCUUGGAUGACUGUGGGGAGAGAGAUGAAAAAUUAUCCAAGUCAAUCAGUUUCACCCGUGAAUCAAUUAGUCGGCUUUCAGAAACAGAGUCAAUCGAUGGAAAUUCACCAAAAAGGGGGUUAGGGAAAGAGGAACCCCAAAGUGAGAAACAGAUCAACAAGAGUCCUUUACUAGCUUCAGAGAAGAGGUUAAGUAGAGUGCCAUCAAAGUCACUGGACUUGAAUAAAAAUGAAUAUCUUUCUCUGGACAAAAGCAGCACUUCAGAUUCUGUUGAUGAAGAAAAUAUUCCUGUGAAAGAUCUUCAUGGAAGACUUUACAUCAACCGUGUUUUUCAUAUCAGUGCUGAGAAAAUGUUUGAAUUGCUCUUCACCAGUUCACGCUUUAUGCAGAGAUUUACCAAUUCUAGAAAUAUAAUAGAUGUAGUAUCUACCCCUUGGAAUGUAGAACCUGGAGGUGAUCAGCUGAGAACCAUGACCUACACAAUAAUCCUUAACAAUCCACUUACUGGAAAAUGCACCACUGCCACUGAAAAGCAGACACUGUAUAAAGAAAGUCAGGAUGCACAGUUUUAUUUGGUAGAUGCAGAAGUACUGACACACGAUGUUCCCUACCAUGAUUACUUCUAUACCGUGAACAGAUACCACAUCAUCCGGUCCUCGAAACAGAAAUGCCGGCUGAGAGUUUCCACAGAUUUGAAAUACAGGAAACAACCAUGGUCCAUUGUCAAAUCUUUAAUUGAGAAGAAUUCCUGGAGUUCACUGGAGGACUAUUUCAAACAGCUUGAAUCAGAUUUGUUAAUGGAAGAAACUGUGUUAAAUCAGUCCAUUGAAGACCCUGGAAAACUUAGUGGCCUACGAAGGAGAAGGCGAACGUUCAACCGAACAACGGAAACGGUUCCUAAACUUUCCUCUCAGUGUUCUUCUGGAGACGCAGGCCUAGAUGCCAAAGGAGAUGUUACAGGAAAGAAGAAGGACAUGGAAAGCUGUAACACCACCCUUAUCGUGGUGAUGAGUAUUUUUUUGCUGUUGCUAGUUUUGUUGAAUGUGACUCUGUUUCUGAAGCUGUCAAAGAUAGAACAUGCGGCUCAGUCCUUUUACCGUCUCCACCUGCAAGAAGAGAAAUCUUUAAAUUUAGCCUCUGAUAUGAUGUCAAGAGCAGAAAAUAUUCAGAAGAACAAAGAUCAGGCCCAUCGUUUAAAAGGAGUGCUCCGAGACUCCAUCGUGAUGCUUGAACAGUUGAAGAGCUCACUCAUUAUGCUUCAGAGAACCUUUGAUCUCCUAAAUAAGAACAAGACAGGCAUGACUGUCGGAAGCUAGUGAUCUUAAGGACUGAAAUUUAGCGAUACUUGGAACUAAAAGAAAACAAUGUGAAGAAAACUAGAGGAUGAAGGAUUUUAAUUGUCACAGGAACAUUUCCAUAUUUUCUCAUUUAUUGGUAGUUCUAGUAUGAAUAUUCUCUUUAAUAACAUUUGUUUGAUAAUGAAUCUCUGAUGGCCUGAUACAUGUAUAUAUGUAUACUUCUUAAACCUAAGUCUGUGUAAAAAAUUAUGUAUAAGCUGUGAAUUCUCCAGUGAAGUGUGAAAUAUAUUGUGGAUUUGAGUUUCUAUGAUACAAAAAGAAAAUGAGACACUCUGAAUUGAAUGGUAUGACCUCAUUUUUCAGUGAGGUUUGAAGUUUGCUGCCUUAAAUUGAUCUGUUAGCACAGAAUGAGUAUGUGUCUAAUAGGCUGCUCUCACAAUUGAGACACAUUCAAGAGGCUCGAGACAACAAUAUAAGAAACCUCUAAACUGCUCCUCCUUUUGAAGCAUCAGUUUUCAGGCAUAUAUUAUAACAUUUCUAGGUUUUUGUACUGUAAGUAUUACAAUGUCUUCAUUUAUUUAGCAUGCAAAUUCAAUAGAUAAACCUUUUGAAUCUGCAUGUUGAUGAUGAUUAUCUGCAAAGUUCUUCAUCCAUAUGGUGUCUUGAUGAAAGAAAUAGGUGUUUCUUUUUCAGGUAGCUAUCAGAGGUGAGAUUAUCUUGCCUCUUCAUAUGUCAAAUGGCAGAAGAGUCCAUUUCGGAAAAGGAAACAUGUAGGAUACCAAUACUCAAAAACGAAGAACCAUGCUCUGAGUUGUAAAAACCGGAAGAUUAUGUUAAAAUCUGGGCAUUUAGUGACAGAUCAAAUGAAUACUUGAACUAAGCGUGGCUUCAGCUUAGCACUCUUUCAUGGUGAAAGUGAGCCAUCUGGUUGAAAAUAAUUUGUGGAUUAGUUUUCAGUAGCCACGGAUGGCUUCAUUUAUUCAUGCAUGUGUGUGGCUUGUUUUAGUCAGUAAAUUAUAAGCCAGACACCAACUUUAGCUCUUUAAUAAAAAACUUUUGGAGGCAUUAUCUCUCAAUACAAGUGCACCGACUGAAGUUCUAAGUCUGAUACAAGGUUUGGCUCUUUUCAUAAAAAGUUUUUAGGCCUAUAUAUCUCAAUACAAGUGACGCCUCUGGAACAACUGUUUGAACAACUAUGGCCUUUACUUAAAUGUUUCUUUUUUUCCCCAUAGUCACCAAAGCCACAUGGGAUUGCUAGAGUUAUUUUUGAGAUGCCUAUAGAGAAUGAACGUAUUGACUCCAUUAGAGGGAAAAUAAGUUUCUCUGGGUGAAUUUCAACUCACCUCCCUUGGGGCACCAGUGUACCUACCUGGGGGUUUUUUGAUAAGGAUUUAUGAAGUGUCUGGCUGUGAGCAAGAGUGACUGGAUUAUAAACUUGAAACCUUGUUCUCUGUUAAAUUCACAAAAAUGAUCAGUGACAAGCUGAAUAUUUUUGUGAUGUUUCUUUAAAACUUGUACUUCAUAACAUACCUCAAAGAAAAUUACCGAAGUAAGUUGGUUUAUAAAUUACAACUAAAUAUAUAUGUGUGCAGAAUUCAAUUAAUUGUAUUUAAGACUGUUAUGUAAACUGAGUAUCAAUAAAAACCCAAAAUCUGAGUUGUAGU
This is a messenger RNA of Diceros bicornis minor, 3648 nucleotides long. RefSeq names its product GRAM domain containing 1C (gene GRAMD1C). The transcript is spliced from 18 exons. Bases 8 to 2002 code for a protein of 664 amino acids. Gene Ontology annotation, biological process: intracellular sterol transport. Gene Ontology annotation, cellular component: endoplasmic reticulum membrane; endoplasmic reticulum-plasma membrane contact site; plasma membrane. NCBI's taxonomy places the organism in Eukaryota, Metazoa, Chordata, Mammalia, Perissodactyla, Rhinocerotidae. Gene Ontology annotation, molecular function: sterol transfer activity; sterol binding. The record is from RefSeq and is a predicted model, not a curated record.